Schistocerca nitens (vagrant locust) is the source of this 3022-nucleotide messenger RNA. RefSeq names its product proton-coupled amino acid transporter-like protein CG1139. Gene Ontology annotation, cellular component: vacuolar membrane. NCBI's taxonomy places the organism in Eukaryota, Metazoa, Arthropoda, Insecta, Orthoptera, Acrididae. The record is from RefSeq and is a predicted model, not a curated record. The transcript is spliced from 9 exons. The coding region runs from base 27 to 1526 and encodes 499 amino acids. Gene Ontology annotation, biological process: amino acid transmembrane transport. Gene Ontology annotation, molecular function: amino acid transmembrane transporter activity.
ACGAGAGAAGUGUUAACUCUGUGGAAAUGAGCCAGGUUAAGCCACCCCCUUCAGACCAGCCAUCGCACGAGAAUGACAGCGAGAUGCCGGGGUUCGCAACGGCCAAUGACAGAGGGAAGCGCUCCGUCGUUAGUUUCACCGGUGGCGACCGGGACGCCCUCGAUGACAUCGGUGCAGAAGCGACGCCGGAGUCCGAUAAACCUCCCCCGUAUAGCAGCAUCAGGCACAAGGUCAGUGCCUAUUCCAUCGAUUAUGACCCACACUUAAGACGUGACAUCGACCAGCCUAUCUCAUACUUGGCGGCACUGGUGCACGUAUUUAAAGGCAGCUUGGGCACGGGCAUCAUGGCGGUGCCGAAUGCUUUCAUGCACUCUGGCUACGUCACCGGUGUGAUCGGGACGCUGUUUGUGGGCGUGCUGUGCACCUACUGCAUGCACAUGCUGGUGAAGGCGCAGUACGAGCUGAGCAGGCGGCGCCGCGAGCCCAACCUCACCUACCAAGAGACGGCCGUGGCGGCCUUGGAGGAUGGGCCGCGCUGCCUGCGCCCUGUGGCGCCUUACGCCGGGCAUGUUGUGAACGGCUUCAUGUUAGUGCUACAACUGGGAAGCUGCUGUGUCUACGUGGUGUUCAUCAGCACCAACAUAAAGGACGUUGUGGACGUGUACUAUAGUGGGCUGGACCUGAGGAUCUACAUGUUAAUUUUGUUGCUGCCACUCAUACUGAUAAACAUGGUGCGCAACCUGAAGCUCCUGGCUCCAUUCACAACGCUGGCCAGCCUCCUGACCGUAGCAGGGUUCGGGAUCACCUUCUAUUACCUGGUGAUCGGCUCGCCUACUCUCGACGACAAACAGCCAUUUGGAACGUUCGAAGAAUUUCCUCUCUUCAUCGGAACGGUUCUCUUCUCACUAGAGGCGAUUGGAGUUAUUCUGCCACUAGAGAACAGCAUGAAAUCACCAAAGAAAUUCCGUGGAACAUUUGGAGUGCUUAACGUUGCCAUGGUUCUCGUCGUCACUCUGUUCAUUGUAACCGGUUUCCUUGGUUACAUGCAGUAUGGGGAAUGUGCAGAAGGAAGCAUAACGCUUAGCCUGCCCAAGGAGGAAAAACUUGCACAGUCUGUUAAAAUAAUGUUGGCUAUUGCAAUUUUCAUAACACAUAGUCUCCAGAACUAUGUGAAUAUUGAGAUCGUGUGGAAUGGUUACCUUGUUGAAAAGUUUGAGAAACAUCCAUAUAAAAUGGUUUUUGAAUAUCUCACUCGCAUUUUUCUUGUCACUGUUUCAUUUGCUUUGGCAGUAGCAGUUCCAAAUUUGGAGCUAUUUAUAUCUCUGUUUGGUGCACUCUGCCUGUCAGCUAUUGGUAUUGCUUUCCCAGCCAUAAUAUAUUGCUUUAGCAUCUGGAACCAAGAAACAACUCGAUUCAAGUUUGUCUUGUUGAUAAUGAAAACUGGUUUCAUUGUCUUGUUUGCUGUGCUGGGACUUGCUUUAGGAACUUACACAUCACUUUUAAACAUUGUCAUUGAAUUCAGCUGAUAUCACUGAAGAAUUCACUGAAGAAGGUACAAUGGCAGAGGUGUUGUCAUGGCUGUGAUUGAAAGUGAAUAGGUUUAAGCAGGAGUAAUCAAUGAUUGUUUCUCCUUAUGCAAUAUGGUGUUCAAGAAACUGUCAGUUACAUAUACAUGUCAUAAGUUUGUCUGCUAAGUGAGCAGUGAAAGUAUGAGUUCAUGGGGCACAUACAGAUCCAAAGAUGGUUCUAAACUGAGACAAUAUAACAAAAGAUGCACAUAGAAAGUAGUUACCAUAUUCAUAGAACAUCUGAGGUGCUUCUAUAAAUGGGUUUCAGGUGUUAUAAAAGUAAGUUCUAAAACCUGUGCUCUAUGAAAGAAUAAUGAAUUCAUUCUAAAAACCAUAGCACAAUUACAUGUUAUGGAGAACUGGAUUAUAAAAGAUUCACUUUUAAAAUGUACAUUAUGAUAAAUCAAGUCAACACUAGAUGAAAAUUUCAAUGUAGAGUGUAGUCAUCACCAGCACACAAAAAUAGUUAUUGUGUUCUUGUGAGCACAUUUCCCUGAAGAUCUGCCAUAAAGAAAUGCUUUCAGUGACCCUAAUCUUAUACUGAAGUCUCUGCCUAAAUGAAAAUUUCCUCUGUAAAUAAAAUGUAUAUAGGAUUGUCAUAGAAUAUUCUCUAAAGUCUCAGAUGAACAAAAAUAUAUGUUUUUGUUCCAUUUUACUCAAAGACAGCAAUAUGAUACAUCAUCAGUAUGCAAGUGUAAAUGCUCAUGACCUCAGCAUCUAAAAAAUACUUCCAUUAUGGAGUAAUCAUAACAUAUCAAAAGUUAAUGACUAAUUUGACAGUAUAAAUUAUCAAAUGUAUGAAGAAGUAACUGUACCAAGUGUACACCAAUAUAAAUUUCAAAUUCACUAUUUAAGUUCAUUGCAAGUCACAUUAAAUGGAAAGGAAAUAUACACUGCAGCUCCAUCAAAUAUUUGUGAUUUAGAAUGAUAAUAAUAAAAAUUCUGAACUGGAGAACUUGGAAACCUAUCAGAAAAUUUACCAGUUACUAUCAUUUUUAAUACAAAACUGAAGGCCGUUAACAUAUAAAUAGUCUGUAAUUAGGUGAAUACUUUGUCAGAGCCCUAACAAUAAUACACAUGAUAAUGACAGAACUAUUAAUAAGAAAGUAUUAAAUACCUAAUCAUUGUAUUAAUAAGCUUUCAAUGUAACUGUGAAAUUUCUGUUACAUAUUAAAUAGUAUUUUACAAAUACUACUCUUUGUUUGUGACUGUAACAACGAAUGUUUCUAUCAGUAUAUAGGAAUGUUUGUUAAUUUUAAACUCCCUUAAUUGAAAAGGAUGUAAUCUUAGUCUUCCUGUGGGAGAAUUUAUUUAUGCAACUGCCCAGUAUUAUGACUGACUGGCAUAAAUCGUCAGUAUUACACAUUUUAGAGUGAAACUUGAUGUACUGCCUUUAAUUAAUGGUGAUGAUUGUCAACAUAGAAAGCUAUAUAACUUUCAUUAUCAGUAGAAUG